UUACUACAAAGCUAAGUUCACAUGUUCGAAUCUCUAUUCGUACAAAAAUUGAUUUUGUGUUUUUCGAUAGUUUUAGUUUAGAAUACUAUAAUGGAAUAUUCUUCCGCUUGUAUUCUGACAGAAUAAAACUUAUAUAAAAAAAAGGGGGAAAAGUCGUUAAAUGCUUUCCGAUGCUUGGCUCUCCAAUGCUAAGAAAGAAAAAAAUCGUCUUUAUAGUUCACUCGCGUCUAUAGUCCACUCUUGCAUAUUUCUACGUUAAUAUUUUAGCUAUAAAUAGUUCUCAACAAAUUAAAUUAGAUAGUAGUUUAUAUCAACAAAUGUGGAAUUCAGCUGAUUUAAAUCCAGAUCUGUUGACUAAUGAAUUAACGAAAAUAUUCACAUACAAUGAUACAGCAACAAAAUUUUAUCAAUAUAAGGAUGAUUAUUUUAAUUAUGAUCAAGCAUCAUCAUCAUCAAGCAGUGGUUCUGGAGGAGUCGAAGGCAGCUUGCUUGACAUUUUUAGCUUGGGUUUUGGAGGAAGUGGAUCUUCGUCAUCUGAUCAAGAAUCAUCUACAACAAAACAAAAUAUAUAUUCAUCGGAAGAUAUAAAACGAUGGUUUACACAGCAUGCUGUUGAUUUAGAAUGGACUGGACAAAAAUGGUUUCCUAAAUCAUUCAAUGUAUCUCGAAUAGCAGACAUAACAGAAAAACUUCAAAUAGCUCUCAUUGCAACACGUUUAACAGCUGACAGAGAUAAUGGUGCUAUCAUACGAACAGUCAAUGGUAUGAAUUAUAUUAUUAUCACAACAUCAACAUCGACAUCAACAAAAUCAUCAACGACAAAACCAUUAACAACAAAACCAUCAACAACAAAACAGCCAACAAGAAGAGGUAAUUAG
Messenger RNA from Didymodactylos carnosus, 878 nucleotides. Lineage: Eukaryota; Metazoa; Rotifera; Eurotatoria; Philodinida; Philodinidae. The record is from the annotation of a GenBank genome assembly.